This is a messenger RNA of Prunus mume (Japanese apricot), 2334 nucleotides long. Its product is annotated as CBS domain-containing protein CBSCBSPB1-like. Gene Ontology annotation, molecular function: protein binding. The record is from RefSeq and is a predicted model, not a curated record. Lineage: Eukaryota; Viridiplantae; Streptophyta; Magnoliopsida; Rosales; Rosaceae.
CCACUAUCUCAUUGUCCCAUUUUUUAGGGUAUUUCUCUCUCUGAGUCUCAUUCACUCUCGCCGGUCGGUGUAUUUUCCCGGAAAAUUCCGAUUUUCUGAUCAGAUUCCCGACCGCGAGUGUUUCAUUUUGCCAGAGAUUUUUCAAACCCUUCAAUCUUGACCGCCUCCAAUCCAAUCCAAUCCAAUCCAAUUUCUUGUAGCUCCAUUUCCCGGGCCAUGGCCAAUGGCUAAGCUGUGAUUUCUUGUCGAGGUUUUCUGAUUUCCGAUUCUGAAGGCGUCUUUCUUUUCUGUUUAUUGAGGAGAAAAAUAAGGGCUGCAUAAGAAGUCCGGAUAAUAAAUUGGUGUUUGAUUAAAGGCGACGAUGGCUAGUCAGGGCGGUUCUUCUAGAAGAAGUCUGUCAUUGACGAACACAUCGUUGCAGGAUAAGAAGAAAUCCUCUGACGGUAUUAACGGAGGCCCUGAAUCAGCCCGUAAAUCUUUUUCGGCUUCUCGUUCCGUGGGGCUAACUGGAGAGCGUACGGUAAAACGCCUGAGGCUAUCAAAGGCUCUGACAGUACCUGAAAAUACCAGUAUUCAAGAAGCGUGUCGUCGAAUGGCUGCUCGUAGAGUUGAUGCUUUGUUGUUAACUGACUCUAAUGCAUUGCUCUGUGGAAUACUUACGGACAAGGAUAUAGCAACAAGAGUAAUUUCUCGUGAGCUUAAUCUUGAGGAUACGCUUGUUUCUAAAGUUAUGACAAGGAACCCGAUAUUUGUUCUUUCUGACACUCUCGCUGUUGAAGCCCUUCAAAAAAUGGUGCAAGGAAAAUUCAGACAUUUGCCUGUUGUUGAGAAUGGAGAGGUCAUUGCUUUACUUGAUAUAGCAAAGUGCUUAUAUGAUGCUAUUGCUCGAAUGGAAAGGGCAGCUGAAAAGGGAAAGGCUAUUGCUGCUGCUGUGGAAGGUGUUGAAAAACAUUGGGGCACAUCUACUUCUGGUUCCAAUACAUUCGUUGAGACACUUCGGGAGCAGUUGUUUAGGCCAUCCUUGUCCACAAUUAUUCCGGAAAGUUCAAAGGUUUUAACAGUUUCGCCAACAGAUACUGUUUUGAUGACAACAAAGAAGAUGCAGGAGAUGCGAGUAAGCUCUGCUGUUGUGACAGUUGAUAACAAGCCACGAGGAAUUCUUACUUCAAAAGAUAUCUUGAUGCGGGUAAUAGCACAAAAUCUUUCUCCGAAGGCCACUCUUGUAGAGAAGGUCAUGACUCAAAAUCCAGAAUGUGCCACAGUUGAUACACCAAUUGUUGAUGCGCUGCAUACAAUGCAUGACGGAAAAUUUUUGCACCUUCCCGUAGUAGACAGAGAUGGAACUGUGGUUGCUGUUGUUGAUGUAAUUCAUAUCACUCAUGCUGCUGUAGCUACUGUCGGAAAUACUGCUGGAGUCAGCAAUGAGGCCGCAAGCUCUUUGAUGCAAAAGUUUUGGGAUUCUGCCAUGGCCUUGGGUCCACAUGAGGAAGAUGAGGAUUCUCGAAGUGAAGGGUCAUUGAAGUUGGCUUCUGACGGAGCAGAGACAGGGAGAUCGCUUCCCUUUCCAUCGGCAAAUUUUCCUAAUACAUUUGCUUUCAAACUUCAAGAUAAGAGGGGUCGAAUGCAUAGAUUUACUUGCAAUAUUCAGAGUUUGACAGAACUUAUAACCUCCAUUGUUCAGAGAAUGGGAGAUGACAUUGACCGCAACAACCUUCCUCAAAUUUUGUAUGAAGACGAAGACCGUGAUAAAGUUAUAUUGGCAUCAGAUAAUGAUCUUGUAGCGGCUGUGGAACAUGCAAAGCAAGUUGGUUGGAAGGGUUUGAGACUGCAUUUGGAUUAUUCAGGAACACGCGGUCGCCGAAGGGGUUCAGCUGGAGGAAGUAUGGAUUAUGCUUAUGCAGAUUCUGCAUGGUCAUCAGCAUACAGUACCGUUGCAGCUGGGGCUGCUCUUGUUGCCGGAUUAGGCGUUUUAGCGUACUUGAAGAGAUCUGGCAACUGAUACUAUUUCUGUUUGAAGAAGCCUAGAGCGAUUUUCCAAGAGCUCAAUGGAAUUGGCUGGGAGGGCAUAACUUGUGCUUCAUACGUCCUUUUAUAGAAACUAUACCACAUACACAAGUGAAAUUCAAUUCUUCGUUUUCUAAUUAUUGCUGAAUUACAUGCUUGAUUGUCUCUGAUGCGUACUCACGCAACUUCAUGAACUUGUGUAAAAAUUAAACGCUGCCACCUGAAAUGUACAAGUUCUUGAAUUCGGAGGAUUUGGAUUGAUUUUGUCAUAUCGAACAAGUGGUUUGUUAUGUUGUUAGAGUGUCAAAACAUUGACAGUGUGUUCAUACA